UGCAGGAUCUGCUUAGUCUAAAACCUGGUCUACUCAUUGGUAUAUGCUGUUUUCCAUUUCUGAAGUGUAUUUUGGGAUAGUUUGCUUCAGUUUUUUCAGUUUUGCUUCAGAUACUCUGAGGAGUUGUGCAUAGAGUGUGAUUUAGUUUCCAACUGACGAAAAUUGCUGUACAUCCAAGGUAUGAAACAAAAUGUCGGUAAGCGAAAAGAGCGACAAUUUGGUUUAUUCCUACGAGUCUUCUGUACACAGUACCAGUGUUCUCCUGAGCCUCAAUGAUCAAAGGAAACAAGAUCUCUUUUGUGAUGUGACUGUGGUUGUAGAAAACAAGACCUUUCGUGCUCAUCGUUCUGUGCUUGCAGCCUGCAGUGAUUAUUUUCUGUCAGCAGUGACAUGGAGAAAAGAUCUUAACAUGCUUGUUACACUUCCUGAGGAGGUUACAGUUAAAGGUUUUGCACCACUUCUUCAGUUCGCAUACACUGCCAAACUUCUUUUGAACAAAGAAAACGUGUUGGAUGUCUGUAGAAGUGUAGAAUUUCUUGGCAUCCAUAAUAUUGAAAAAACGUGCUUCAACUUUCUUCAAGCCAGACUUUUUGGAAAGGAGAGAGGUCAUGCAGGAUUUCCAAGAAAGGCGUGUUGUACAUCUCAUUGUCAAAAAACAAAUCUAAAAAUUCCUGUUGGUGACAAUGAAAAUUCAGAAGCCGAUGACGAUGUGGAAGAAUUUCUCGAGUCCGAAAAUCCCAAGAGUCCUUGUCCUAAAUUGCGUAAAUGCAUUGAAGUUGGAAAAAUUUGCCCAAAAGGUCAAAAUGAAACCACUGAUGUCAAGUACUCGUGUUUGAAACAAACUGGAUGGGCUAGUUCAUCUCUUUGUCCUAAGUACCGAAAGUUUCAGUUAGCCUGUGGGAAAGAACGACUGACAUCCUGGGGUAAUAAUUUGUCAUUGCCAAAUUCUUCAUUGCAGCAUUUACUUUCCACACAGCAAAUUGAAUCUUGUCAAAGCUUGACCUUCCCUUUUGAGUCAGAGGAUGAGCGUGCAAAACUUAUUGAAAAGGAUAGUGACAGCACAUCAAUGGAAGGAGAAGGUGGAGUCUGUGAUGAAGAAAACUUUGACAAGAAGAACCAAAUGAAUACAAGUUAUCCAUUAGUGCAAGGUUCUAUCCCUGAAGUAACACAAUGGCCAUCAUCACAAAAUAUCUCAGGUAUUCAACAAAGUUGUGCUGGAGAGCAUUAUGACUUGCCUUGUUCUCGGGCAGAGCCAUUAGUCCCAUUAAUGUUGCAGGAUGAAAAUCUGCAAAAGAACAGUGCUCCUCUUGCAAGUAUUGAAGAAACUAAGCUCGAAAUUAAUCAAGAAUGUGAUCAGUCAAGGUGUUCAGAAAGAACAAGUGGAGACCCUGAGAGAAAAUCAGUUAUUUUUAGCUCAGGUUAUUCUCAAAGACGAGAGACUCCCAAUGUGGUCUCCAGUGGGCGAAGCACUGUGGAAAGAGAGGUGGCAGAACACUUAGCAAAAGGAUUCUGGAGUGAACUUUGUGGUGCACAGGCUAGAUGUGAGACUGAAUCUUUGGCUAAGGAGGAAAGUUGCUCAGGGCAGUUCAAUUUGGAGAGAAUUUCUCAGUGCCCACAGUUUUCGACGGAGCCUUGCCAAACCCUUGAAGGAAGCAAUCAAAGUUCUUUCCUACUGCACUAUACCUCAACGUCUUCACAGCUACCUGAGUCUACCUAUAGCUCUUUGAAGUGCCCAUUUGCAUUUGAUACUGGAAAUUCUGUAUGUUCCAGCAGCUCAGGUAUUGAGGAGCUUGAAAGUGACCAGGGACAGCAACAAGACAAAUAUGACACAUUUACUACAAACUCAGGAGAUGAAUUUGGGUCUGAAUCUGAGGAUGACAGUGAAUCAUGUUCUGCCCGCGAACAAGAAUGUGAGGUAAAACUACCAUUUCCUGUUGAGCGAAUUACAAUGUUGUCUAGAAAUGAUUUUCAAACGAUGCUGAAACUCCAUAAACUGAAUCCAGAACAGCUGGAUUAUAUCCACGAUAUACGUCGCCGCAGCAAAAACAGAAUUGCAGCUCAACGCUGUCGAAAGCGAAAACUUGACUGCAUUCAAAACCUGGAAUGUGAAAUACAUAAGCUGUUAUGUGAGAAGGAGAAGUUACUGCAAGAGAAGGGCCAGUUAAAAGUGUGUAUGGGUGAAACCUGGGAUAAUUUAUCUAGCCUUUGCAAGCAGGUGUGUAAAGAUGCAGCCCUGACUGCUGAACAAAUUCAAACACUAGCGAAAUAUUCUUCGCCCGAGUGCCCUCUUUCAAUACUGAACACUCAAAGAAACGUUGGCUCCAUUACUCGUACAAAUUUGAUUUCUUCAUAUCCGGGGUACUCCACUAAUCCUCAGAGUAUGGUCUGUAUUAGUGAGCAAAGUCCUACUGUACAGCUUCAAGAAAAAAUAAUGGAUGCACCCAACAGUACACGAGAAAGUAUUCCAGCAAGCCAGUUUGGGAUAGAACAGUGCUGCCAGGCUGUAAUGACUGAUUUCUGCCAAGAAAUGAUAGAGAAAUGUACCACAGAUGAAUAAUCCUGCUCUAUUUCAAUAGGAACCAAUUCUCUUUAGCCCCUGUGCUGCAUUUUCUUUGUGCAUCAAAUGGCCUUGAAGCUUGGAAUUCAGUUACAGGAAUUAACUGAGAAGCACAGUGGAUGUAGAUGAGCAAUGCAGAAUAUCUUCAAUUUUUUUUAAUGCAUGAAAUUUAUAUUGUCUCGAACCCGUGUGUUUUUUAAACAAAAUGUUCUUUUUGCAUUUAUAGAUUUUAACUUGUGAAACUUAUGCAAGGUUUAAAAAUUCUCGUAGCUUCAUUCAAUGUAAUGUAAGAAAUGUAGAUAUGGCAUGAAAUAUUUUGAAAUCCUCUGCUUAAUUGCAACUAUGUCAGGAUACGAAAGGGGAAGGAGAUCAACAUGUGCAUUCAAGUAAUCCAUAAACUCUAGUUUAUCUUUAACUACUUAUACAUUUCCUUAAACUUUUUAAACAUCCUUUUGUCAUCAAGACACCGGCGAGCCUACAUCUACUUGCAUUUUCCAGUGAAUUAACACCACUUUAAACAUGAACCUUUUAAAGCCCAUACAAGCCUCAAUUAUGAGGUGGUGUAGAAACUUUAAACAUUGGAGUUGUGCUUCAAUGAAGCUUUUUUUAAAAAAAACACUAAUUUAUCUCUCAAACAUCAGAAUAUUUUCAUCAAGCAUUACAUAUAUACACCAUUAUCUCUAUCGUACUAUUUGAUUUGAUAAUGGUGAGCUGGUAAUUGUGCCUGCAAAGCACAUGAAGAGUUUUUUCAGAGAACUAGCGCAGCCUCAAUUGGCCAAAUAACCAACUUCUGUGCUUGUUUUUCUUUCCCUCAAACGACACUCAUUUAUGUGGACUUGCUAAUUAUCUAGGUACGUUCAGUCAAUCAAAAGUAUGAAGGUGAGGUCUUGAGCCAUCUGUUGUCAGCAUGGAUAUGGUGAAUAAUCAACACUUCUUUCUGAAUGCGAGUUCUUUCUCAAACACUGGACUUUUGUUUUUGAAAAUUAAUAAGGUGGGAACUUUGUGCGUGCGUGACUACUUAAUGCCUAGGUAUAGUAUUGCGUUUGAUCCUCAUUCAUGUUUAAUUGUGAUAAUGGCACACCUGAGUUUGUUGUCUGGUGUUUUUGUUAAUUUCUGUCCUUGAGAUGGUCUGGUUGUGCCUGCAGAGUUUCAAAUUUUGGAGCAAAGUGGAGAAAAAGAGAAACUCUAACUGUGUCAAUAAAUUCUGAAGUAUCAAAGGCCUUGAAGGUAUUGGGAUAUGGCCAAGGCGUGAACUUCUUUCUCCCUUGGCUUCUCCCUACCCAAUCAUCAUUUUCUUUUCUUCCUUGCCCCCUGUCGUCAUUUCCUAAUAGAUAUGAGAGAUUUGUUGUCAUUAGUUGUGAAGCCUUAUUAAGUUUUUGUUGUUCUGGUUGACGAGCUUGUUGAGGCUUUCUUAUCUGAAGUUGAACUUGAGUUGUCUUGAUGAAUACUCAGUAUAAACAGUCUUCCCUUUUUGUAUUUUUUUGCCUUCCACCACUUAUUUUUGGAUGGAGGUGGAAGGAAUCUUUUUGAUAUAUGUACACUUCUUGUGCGCAAUACUUGAUUUUUUUUGAAACAGUUUCACAACAUUUUGACGACAAUUCGUGAGAAUUUUGAGUAUUGUAAAUAAAAUAGCAACUGUAAUGCUCCCUUAGUAAGACUUCAAUUACCAUCAGUUCCUAAAAGAAAAUAUUAAAGUUACUAAACAACUAAAGUUUGAAAUUCAAGUAGUACAGCUUUACUAAACAUUACUUGAAGAUGGAUUAUUAUAUGUAAAAGCUGGAUUUAAUUUUGCUGCUCAAAUCUUAUCUCAAAAAAAUUGACUUUUGUAUCCAUGUUUUACAGUUCAGUGUAGUGAAAUUAGCCUUUGUAGAAAGCCAGCAUUUGGAAAUGCCUAUACAUUGAUUGGAAUAGAAGGAAAUAGAAGCCACUUAUUCCAGCCAACAAACUUGACUACCUCAAUAUGAAACAAAUAUAUUAGGAGAGGCAAUAGUAUAUUUAAUUUGUUCCUGUAUCUGUGCAUUUUUAUUCUGGGGAUAAGGAAGAUUAAACUUGUUUGCCUGCAUAAGUUGCAUAUUUAACAUGAUGAUAAAUCAUCUCCCUGUAUUGGUGAGGAAAAUGAGAAAACCAUUUAAUGAGAGGAUGGUAUAGCUAGUCAGAAGUUAUUUCAGUGGACCACCCAGCACAGUGGUGUUGUCCAGGAUGUUGGAUUCCCUUUCAUAUUAUCAGUGUUCUUGUCAUCUUUCAUCACAUUGAAGCACAAGUUUGGUUACAAAGAUUUCUUUUGAGGUUGAAUUUUUCAGAUGCUGAGAACUCUCAAUUUAGGAUUAUUCUCUGGAAUACUGCUUUACAUUUAAAGAAAUUAGUUUUAAAAAAAGAAGUCAUCGAAUGUUAGCUUGUUUUGUGAACGUGAAGUAUUUCACCUAACGAGGCUGUUUCAUUUAAAUUGAAUUUGAUAAAUAAGCAAUUUCUGCUCCAGUUUAUUUUUGUUUCUCCAGUAGAGGGCAUCUGAGACUGAUUAUGAAGAAAAGUUUGUGCUAUUUCCUUUCAACUGAGUGAGGGGACACAAUGUAAAAAAAAUAUAAAUAUUAAACUCUGGCCAAAAGCUUCCUCCUAUGCUUAUAAUUCCUUUCAAUUUAUCUUGAACCUUCCUUCUUUUGCAAAGAAAAAACAAAUACACUAUGU
This is a messenger RNA of Stegostoma tigrinum, 5239 nucleotides long. Its product is annotated as transcription regulator protein BACH1-like. Gene Ontology annotation, biological process: regulation of transcription by RNA polymerase II. The record is from RefSeq and is a predicted model, not a curated record. Gene Ontology annotation, molecular function: protein binding; DNA-binding transcription factor activity, RNA polymerase II-specific; RNA polymerase II cis-regulatory region sequence-specific DNA binding. The coding region runs from base 191 to 2557 and encodes 788 amino acids. NCBI's taxonomy places the organism in Eukaryota, Metazoa, Chordata, Chondrichthyes, Orectolobiformes, Stegostomatidae. The transcript is spliced from 5 exons.